This is a messenger RNA of Polyodon spathula (Mississippi paddlefish), 3399 nucleotides long. RefSeq names its product centrosomal protein of 41 kDa-like. The transcript has 11 exons. Bases 49 to 1185 code for a protein of 378 amino acids. Gene Ontology annotation, biological process: protein polyglutamylation; cilium assembly. Gene Ontology annotation, cellular component: ciliary basal body. Lineage: Eukaryota; Metazoa; Chordata; Actinopteri; Acipenseriformes; Polyodontidae. The record is from RefSeq and is a predicted model, not a curated record.
CUUUGUUAAACCGUUCUGAAGGUUUGUGCUUGUGUUCAGUUUGAAAAGAUGUCGGCUAAAAGAGGCUUCGGUAACACAGAGUACUUAAAAAAGAAAGUUCCACAGAAUCCAAAAUACCAGCAUGUAAAAACAAGGCUUGAUACAGGCAACAGCUUGAGCAAGUACAUGGAAAAAGUGGAAGAGAUCAAAAAAAAUUACAGAUAUAAGAAAGAUGAACUGUUCAAAAGGCUUAAAGUGACAACAUUUGCUCAGUUGGUCAUCCAGGUAGCUUCAGUAUCAGACUUGAAUGAUGGUGAAAAUAAUGAGGAGUUAUGUAGGCUAGAUGACAACAAUUCAGUGCUGUCUGGCACAGAUGCAGAACUGCUUUCAGAAAGAACCAAUGGAAAGGGAGGCCCUGAGGGGACACUGCAGGCUACACCAGUGCAGCUCAUUGAUAACCAUAAUGAUUCAGGAGAAACUGAACUUUCAUCAAGGUCAACACUUCAAAGUGUAAUAAGUGGCGUUGGAGAGAUGGAUCUAGAUAAGACAUCACAGAAGAAUGUAAACAGUACACCAGCUUCAAGCCCAAGGAUCACAGAUAAACCAUACACUGACUGCCCCUACUUGCUGCUAGAUGUUAGGGACAAAGAUGAGUAUGAACAAUGCCAUAUAAUUGGAGCAUACAAUUACCCCAUUGCAACACUGUCCCGGACGAUGAACCCGUACACAAAGGAAGUGCUGGAAUAUAAAAAUGCUUCUGGCAAGAUAAUUAUUCUUUAUGAUGAAGACGAGAGAGUUGCCAGCCAGGCCGCCACCACGAUGUGUGAAAGAGGAUUUGAGAAUCUGUUCAUGCUUUCAGGAGGGUUAAAAGUGAUAGCUCAGAAGUUCCCAGAAGGUCUGACAACUGGUUCAUUCCCACCAUUGUGCCCACAAUCAGUUCCACCAACACCUGGUCGCAAACGCUCUACUCCAAGACAACCAUCAUACCCUGCUGAAAAUAAGUGGAAAUUUACUUCUGAAGAUCUGAACAAAAUACAGUAUUACUUGGAAGAUAUGCUAAUUCCUACAAAUACCAACAGUCGUUUGAGUCGUCUUUCAGUGGGAAGUGCACAGUCAAAGGCAUCUAGUGCAAGAGGCAGCUACGCUCCAUCUGUUGCUGGUUCAGACAGCGCCCGGACACAAAGCAGCGCUAGACAUUGGAAAUGACAAAUGUUUUGACUAGAAUAAAUGUUACUGUGUCAGAUGUCACCAGAAUAUUAUUUCAGCAUCAGAUAUAUUCUUUAAAUAUAGACGGAUACCUACAGUAAAUGUUAAGAUCCACUUUAAAAAAAAAAAAAAAAAAAAACAUUUUAAUCCGAAUAUAAAUCCAUCAGAUUAUGGUAGCAUACAUAAACGGUGCCAGGUGAGUGAUUAACAGCUCAUUUACUGAAUGUAGGUGUGUGCCGUGCAGCGUCUUACAAGUUGUACGUUUUACGUGAUCAAUAAAUUUGCUGCUAUGUAUGCUGAAGUGGCCCGCUUCACUCUCUAGAUCACUUAGUACAGUCCAUGGUGAUAUAUUAUUAAAUUAAAGAAUGUGCAUAACUGGUGUCAUUUUUAGGGAAGAUUAGAAAACAAAAAGACUGACCCAGAAGAAUCAAAACUUUAUUUUUGCUAAAUACUGUACCUGAGCUACUAUAACUACAAAAAAUGAUUGUAGGGAAAAACUUUAUUCUAGAAAGGCAUAUGCAAACUUUAAAGAGAAUCAAACCAAAUCAUUUGAUGUCUUGCACCUAAUGCCAUUGAUCACUGUUUCAUGAGAUUUAGCAGCAAUUAAUUGAUAACUGCUGCUCUAAGUGCAAGUAUUUUUUACAGACGUUGGUGUUAGAGUACUGUAUCUGAAAUCCUAGAUAACUAAUGGUGGAAAAACACAGUGAUAUGAUACAUACUAACUUCAGAUUUAAUAAAGACAUUUGUGGUUUGUAUAUCCACAGUAUUAAAACAUGUUUGAAAGGAAUGAUAUUUUUAUAUGUAUGUUGUCUAAGAUUACAUUUAAUAAUUGCUUCACAAAUGGGACCGAUCAUGAUGUCUGUAGCAGUGGGAGGGAGUUCUUUGAAGACUUGAGGGCAGGCUUUCAAAACUCCUGGAAGCUCAUUGUUAAGCUUCCUAUUCUGAAUAAUAAUCUAUCGUGAAUGCAUACAGUCUGACAGGAAUGAAAUAACAGUACAGUUAGAAAAAUCACUUUACAGUAUAUAAAACAACUGUCUAUUUGAAGAGCUAGUGGAACAGAAGUCAAUCGUUUUUUAAAAGACUAGAGACAGUGUACAUUGUGUCGAUUUUAGUACUCUGACAACCAGUAUUUUACUUAUUUGAAACUGCCUUCUGGUAAUAAAAUCUUAUUAUAAAUGUUACUAAAAGCAGUACAAAUCUUCAUUUGCAGUUUAACUUGAUUAGAUUUAAGCUUAUGUUACAUGCUUGUCUAAAAUAAAAAUAAAAACUUGGAUCACUUGCCUUUUAAUUUAGUUUUUUAGUUAUAAAAUUGUCUUAACUUUUAGAUGGCUAUUAUGAAACAUUGCAUCUAAAAUACAUUGAUGUUGUUUCCCCAGUAUGUUUAAUGUUUCUGGUACAUACUAUGAUUUAUUGGGUAGCAAAAGUGUUUCUAUUAUUUAAGGUAUUAUGUAAUAUAAUAAAGCAUGUAGAGGUACAUUGUGUACAAUAGUCUUGUAAAAUGAUUUGAUGUAGCUUUGCGAGUGUUAUAGUUAGUAAUCUUUGUUUUGUCAACAUAUAUAUAUCUCCAUCCAUCUCCAUGUUUCCUGUUCACAAGUGUGACUCUUGCAGCACUGAUGAUGUUGGGCUGGCUGGUAAGAGCAAUUUUUAACUGGCUGCUGGGAGCUGUUUGUGCUUAUAAAGGGUCCUGAUACUGCAAUAACCCAUGUCUUUAUAAUGCUCAUUCUAGGGAAGCUGGUUAUUGUAAUGGAAUUUCUUUUGCUUUUGCCAGAACCAAAUGUAAUCAAUCUAACAGAUGCUGCCAAAUUUUAUGGAUUCGCUACCCAAUAAGUGCAUUGGCCUUACUGUGUAGACAAGACGAUGUCUAACAACAAGGUUUUCUAUUAAAGUGUGUCAUUUGUCAUUUGUGUGACUAGUGGAAUGGCUAUCAUUAGCUUUCAUUGGGAUUCAGGUGAUUAAAGAAAUGUCACACAAUGACUGGUUUUGUUGGAAGAGAUUGGUGCAGCAUAGACUUUUAAAAUCCAAAUUAGAGAAGGUGUGCUUUGCAAUAACUCCUAAACUAGCAUAACCUCUCCACUAAAAAAUCCACUUUUACACUGUAGUGUAUGCUUUAUUAUUGCUGAAAGCUGUUAAAUUCUUACUAUCUAAUUGAUUGGUAAUACCAUUCAUGUUUGUGUUCAUCUAUUCCAUAAAAAUAUUUUCCAGGCAGAAACAGUA